Cornus florida is the source of this 4334-nucleotide messenger RNA. Its product is annotated as protein FAR1-RELATED SEQUENCE 7-like. Lineage: Eukaryota; Viridiplantae; Streptophyta; Magnoliopsida; Cornales; Cornaceae. Bases 363 to 2939 code for a protein of 858 amino acids. The transcript has 4 exons. Gene Ontology annotation, biological process: regulation of DNA-templated transcription. The record is from RefSeq and is a predicted model, not a curated record. Gene Ontology annotation, molecular function: zinc ion binding.
AGAAAUUCUUCUAUUUGCUCGUACUCUCUCUCCUAGCACCGAGCAGCUGAAGAAGUCCUAAAAUUCUGAUUUCUCUGGUACAGAUCCAACGAUCACACUACAUAUAUACGUGUGUGUGUAUUUAUAUAUUUCCUCGCUGUGAACCAUCUCUCGUACUGCAAUUCUGACCGAUUUUCUCUCUCCCCUCUCUGUUCCCUUUUAUCUGCCAGGUAGUGGAGCGCUUGUUCAUGUUUAACAUCAGACGCGGGUGAUAUAUGUUUGUUUUCAUGUAGUUUGUACAAGGCAUAAAUCCAAUGUGUAUUACAUAUACAUUUCAUUUUUUAUUUUUUAUUUUAUUUUUUUCUCCUUCAUAAUGAAGGCCCAUGGAUACUGUUGAGGCUGCUAUAUCAAGUCAUCCACAUGAAGAGAAUAUAGAAGACAAAUCCCAAAUAUUGUUUGCGUUGGAUGCUGAUGUGGUUCAGGAGUGUCAAGACCAGAAUGAAUCCUCUGCUGAAAUGAAUGGGGCAGACAUUAUUGGGCAGCAAAUAUGCUUGAGCCCAAACGUUUCCUCUGCUGAGGAGAAUGGGCAGUCCAUUUUUGGUGACCACGAGUUUCGGAGCUCAAAAGGUUUCUCUUCCAAUAAAAAUGGGAUAGUCAUAGAUGGUGAGUGUGAGUGCCUGAGUCCAAAAGAUACAUCUGUUGACAAACACGGGAUGGACACUGAUGGUGAGCACAAGGACCAGAUUUCGGAAGUUUUCUGCGUAGACAGGGAAGGGAUGGACAUUAUUGAUGGUAAGCUGGAGUAUCAGAGCCCAGAUGUUGCACCUGUUGACAGAUCAGGGUCUUGUCAUUCUGUAAAAGAUGAAACUGACAUAUAUGUGGUCCCAGAACUUGGCAUGGAGUUUGAAUCAGAAGACCGCGCAUAUAUGUGCUACAACAGAUAUGCUGCUUUGGAAGGUUUCAGCAUUAGGAAAGAUUUUGUAAAUAAAAGUAGGAUUAAUGGUUUAGUAAUCUCAAGAAGGUACACCUGUCAUAAGCAAGGUUAUCGGCCUACCAAGCGUGAUGCAAAUGUAAAGAAACCUCGAAAGGAUACAAGAACUGGUUGCUUGGCACAUCUGACAAUUGCCCGUCAACCCAAUGGCAAGUAUUGUGUCGCCCAUUUUGAAACAAAACACAAUCAUGAGUUGGCAACACCAAUCACAGCUCAUUUGUUACCAUCACAAAGGAGAAUAACUUUUGCUGAAGCUGUUGAAGCUGAAUUAGCUAAUAACUCUGCGACGGAUGGGGUGCCAAAGCUCGGAAUGGGCUUUGUCUCAGAAGAUCAUGCUUAUGAGUUUUACAAUGCAUAUGCAGGACAGGUAGGUUUUAGUGUUCGGAAGGAUUAUGUAAACAGAAGUAAGAUAGAUGGUGCUGUGGCAUCUAGAAGGUUCACUUGUUUUAGAGAAGGUUUUCGGCAAAGAGACAAACGGGAUUUGAAUGUGAAGAGACCUCGAAAAGAAACAAGAAUUGGUUGCUUAGCACAAUUGAUCAUUGCUCGUCAACCUGAUGGGAAAUAUCGCAUUACUCAUUUUGAAGAAAAUCACAAUCAUGAGCUUGUACCCGCAUGUAGAGUCCGCAUGUUACGGUCACAAAAGAGGUCAGCUUCAGAAGCCAGUGCAGCAAACAGCUCUAAUACGCUAUCAAAAUCAGCUCCUGAGUCAAUAUGCAAGCCAGCUGGGGAUCAGGGAAAUUUUGAUUAUCAUCCCAUAGAUUAUAAUAGUAAACUACUAUGCAAACGUAAGAGAGAAAUGAGGCAGGGAGAAGCAGAAAGUAUUCUUCAAUAUUUUCAGGACAAGCAACUAAAAGACUCAUCUUUCUUCUAUGCUGUACAAGUUGAUGCAGAAGAUGAAAUAACCAAUGUAUUCUGGGCUGAUGCAAAGAUGCUGGUGGACUAUGGUGAUUUUGGGGAUGUGGUUUGUUUUGAUACGACUUAUAGACUAGACAAAUAUUGCCGGCCUUUUGCACCUUUUAUUGGAGUGAAUCAUCAUAAGCAGAUGGUUAUCUUUGGUGCAGCACUUCUAUAUGAUGAAACUGUUGAAUCAUUCGAGUGGCUAUUUCGGACUUUCAUUGAGACAAUGUCUGGAAAAAAGCCAAAGACGAUCCUUACUGAUCAACAUGCAAUAAUGUCUGAAGCAAUCAAUUCGGUAAUACCAGAAACACACCAGCACUUAUGUGUGUGGCAUGUGUACCAGAAUGCACUCAAACACCUAAGCAAGGUAAUUAUGGGUUCAGAUUCUUUUGCCAAUGAUUUAGGCAGUUGCAUGUUUCAUCACGAUGAGGAGGAAGAUUUCAUUAAUGCUUGGAAGGCUAUGCUGGAUACGUAUGAUCUUUCAGAAAAUGAGUGGUUGCACGAUAUAUUUAAAGAAAGAGAGAAAUGGGCUAUACCAUACCAAAGGCAUUUUUUUUGUGCUGAUAUGAUAAAUGCACAACUCUCUGAGAGUUUCACAACUAACUUAAGGAAAUACCUAAAGUCUGACUUGGAUGUACUUAAAUUUUUCAAGCAAUUUGGAAAGGUGGUGAAUGAUUGGCGCUACAAAGAGUUAGAAGCUAAUUAUGAUAUGAGCCAACAUAUGCCGAGACUAAUGGGGGAUGUGAUUUUAUUGAAGCAGGCAAGAAAUAUAUACACACCAAAAAAUUUUGAAUUGUUUCAGCAAGAAUACGAAAAUUCUCUAAAUGCUGUUGUAAACCAAUGUACCGAUAGAGGGUCAUUGUUUGAGUACAAAGUUAGCAUAUAUGGACAACAACGAGAGUAUGUGGUUAUAUUUAACUCAUCAGAAGAUUCAGUUGUCUGCAACUGCAAGAAGUUUCAGUUUAUUGGAGUUUUGUGUAGCCAUGCAUUGAAGGUGCUUGACUAUAGGAACAUAAAGGUGAUCCCGACUCAAUAUAUCUUGAAGAGGUGGACAAAAGAUGCAAGGGUUUGAUGUGAUUGAUUGUGCAGCUUUCAAGAAACUACAGAUUCAUUUAGUAGGAUCCUUGACUCAGAAGCGGCUUCAGAAUUGACUUCUUUCAGAGCAUUAGAGCUUGAUGCUACUGAGAUAAUUUGAAUUUUCAAUGAGAAGAUGGCCUUCUUAUUUAGAAGUAGCUUUGAUGAUGCAGUAAAGGGGCAAAUGACUUGAGUGCAUCCACUGUAUAAGGAUGGCCAUAUAAAAAUAUGCUGCUUUCUGGGUCACAGUUUCAUGUUCUCAAGUUGACUGUAAUCUGCUCUUUCCAUCAAACCUAAAAUUUCUGUCUCAGUGAAGGUAUGAUUAGGUCCUUAAUGAAGCCUCAAUGUACUGAAAUACAGAAGCAACCAUAUCAGAGUGUGGCUUUUUGGGCUUGCAAUUGACUUGUUUCCUAAAAAAAAUAGAGAAAAUUUGUGAAAAAAUGGUACAGGAUCUUGAACUGAGCUGAGCAUGAGGAUAGAUGUCUUCAGAAACACAUUGAGUCUCAAGGUUAUAUAGUCAUGCUGAGAACCUUGUGUCAUUGGAUGUUAUUCUCAAAAGGUGGUUUUAUGGGACUUGCAAGUUUAUUGGCCUGAGGUUAUGGUAAUGUUGAGAAUCUUGUGCUACAGGCUUUGGCAUUUGAUGAACUGGAGUCCAUUAUUGAAUUUACGAGUCACUUAUAUUGCCGAGAUUUAACAGGAUCUAAAGGCAAUCAACCUACAGUGUGCUGCAGCACAUUUUAUCAUGCUGUUGUUGGCCUUAUGUCCAUUAGAAUGUUUCUUCUUCAAGCUUUGCAUGAGAAAGGAUAUUGCUUUGAGGUAGUGUAGUGCGAGAACACGGGGAUCCAUUAUUCUUUUGCCCUAUACUCUUUGGAGACACCUUUUUGGUCGAUGAUGCCUGAGGAAUUGGGGAGAUUAUAACUUGAAUUGUGCUGGAACUGAGCUUUUGUCCUAGUUUGGAUGGCCUAGGACGCAUCAACAGAAUGAAAGAGCCAACACUACAAACUCAUCAACGAUAUUGCUGAAUAUAACCGAGGAUAAACAUUAGGCCCUAGGCAGAAGUUUAAAUAUCAGAAGUCAUUCGAAUCCAGAAAUGCACGAGAUAUAAAAUGAUUUUACACAGGAGACAUCGCCAGAGAACACCACUUAUCAUGCGUUGCUAAAAAAGUAUGAUCCAUAAGCUUGCUGCUGAGGACGCAUUUUUUCCAUAGAGCCAAAUGCUUGAUGCUAAUUUAAGUGUAGCUCGUCUUUGAAUGGAUAAAAAGAUGGGAGGCUGUGUUACUGAUGUCGCCUAGUUAUGCUCUGGCUUAGUGUUUGUACAAUGGACAAAAAGUCAUAUUCUAGUUUAGUAUUUUGAUUACAACCUUUAUCUAGUUAAAAUUUGAAAUUUUUUGCC